UAUUUAUUUUUGUUCAAAAAAAAAAAAAACCUUUUUUUUUGUCAUGUUGAGAAACAGUUUGAAACGUAUUGUAAACAAUAACAAGCAUGUUGUAUUACGACAACAAAGAAGAUGUUAUCAAGGUUCAACCGCGACAAAAAUAAACUACUUACCUUAUGUUGGAAUUACAGCAUUAGCUGCAGGCACUGGUUAUUUGCUGGGAAAUAAAGAGACUGUGGCUGCUCCCGUUGCUACUGUUGCCGUGGCCGAACACCCUACGAUUCCCAUUCCCGCCAUUCCUACUCAUGAAACCAUCUUGAAAGUAUUCCAGGAACUGCGACAAGUUCUUCCUGCCGAGCAUGUUACUGUGGACGAAGAAGCAUUGAUGGACCAUGGUUAUUCGAAUAAUUCGUAUCAUAAUGAAGGCGCACCCAACAUUGUUGUUUACCCGUCGAGCACCGAGCAAGUAGCGGAAGUUGUAAAGAUUUGCAACAAGUACGAUUUACCCAUUAUUCCAUUUUCGGGCGGUACUUCGUUGGAAGGCCACUUCUCUGCACCCAAGGGAGGUGUGUGUAUUUCUUUCACAGAGCAUAUGGACAAGAUCAUUGCGUUUCAUCCGGAAGACAUGGAUAUUGUUGUACAACCCGGUGUACAAUGGGAAGAUCUUAAUAUCUUUUUGAAAAAAGAAAACUUGUUUUUCCCUCAAGACCCCGGACCGGGAGCUUGUAUUGGUGGCAUGGUUGGUACUUCUUGUUCAGGAACAAAUGCAGUGCGUUAUGGUACAAUCAAAGAGUGGGUUAUUAAUUUGACGGUGGUCACCGCAGACGGAAAGAUUUCAAAGACACGUCAAAGAGCAAGAAAGUCAUCGGCAGGUUAUGAUUUGACAAAAUUAUUUAUUGGGUCAGAAGGAACAUUGGGUGUGGUCACUGAGAUCACAUUGAAGUUGGCAGUUUUACCUCAGGUGGAGACAGUAGCCGUAUGUGAUUUCCCCACCAUUCGUGAUGCAGCAGCAGUUGUACCGGACCUUGUAAGAGCUGGAGUUCAAAUUGGAGCAGUCGAAUUAUUAGAUUCAGAAAUGAUGAAGGCCAUUAAUUUGGCUAAUCCAGAUUUGGGACAUUCUGAGAAGCCUACCUUGUUUUUUAAAUUUUCAGGUGGUUCAGACAUUAGUGUUCAACAUGAGAUCAAGAUUGUAUCAGAAAUUACCAAGAAACAUCAAGGCGGUGUAUUCAAGUAUGCAAAGAAUGAGCAAGAGAAGACGACACUAUGGGAAGGAAGAAAGAUUGCACUUUGGUCAUCCACACUACUGAAGCCAAACGCUUCUGUUUGGACAACUGAUGUCGUUGUGCCUGUUUCUAGGUUACCUGAAUUGAUUGCAGAAACGCAAAAGGAUAUCGACAGUUCAUUCUUGCCCUGUCCCUUAGUGGGACACGUCGGUGAUGGUAACUUCCAUGUGUUUAUCUUAUUUGAAAAGGACAAGGAGGAGGAAUACCAAGAGGCCAAGCGACUGAACAAGAACUUGCUUGAGAGAGCUAUCCGCAUGGAAGGUUCGAUCACUGGUGAGCAUGGUGUUGGUAUUGGUAAAAAGAAUUUCAUGGUUCAAGAGUUGGGUCAAAAUACCGUAGACAUGAUGAAGACUAUUAAAAUAGCACUGGAUCCAAAAGGUUUGAUGAACCCAGAAAAGGUCUUGCCUUGAAAAAGAAAAUCAUGCAACAUUUCAUUUAUGACGACACAGCCAAUCAAACUAAUUGGCUGGGGGCUCAUUUCUCUUUCUUAUCUAUCCCCCUUUUUUUUUAUUCUCUUCUUUUUCCU
This is a messenger RNA of Mucor mucedo, 1788 nucleotides long. RefSeq lists its product as uncharacterized. NCBI's taxonomy places the organism in Eukaryota, Fungi, Mucoromycota, Mucoromycetes, Mucorales, Mucoraceae. The transcript has 2 exons. Gene Ontology annotation, biological process: lactate catabolic process. The coding region runs from base 44 to 1672 and encodes 542 amino acids. Gene Ontology annotation, molecular function: D-lactate dehydrogenase (cytochrome) activity; D-lactate dehydrogenase (NAD+) activity; FAD binding. Gene Ontology annotation, cellular component: mitochondrion. The record is from RefSeq and is a predicted model, not a curated record.